CCUUCUCUCUCUCUCUCUCUCUCUCUCUCUCUCUCUCAAGAGUGCUAUGGUGGAUCUUCAGACGGUGUGCUGCAUGUGCGGCGACGUUGGUUUCCCCGACAAGCUUUUCCGAUGCAACAAAUGCCGCCACCGCUUUCAGCACUCGUAUUGCAGCAACUACUACGGGGAGUUACCUGAAAUACAACUGUGCGAUUGGUGCCAAACCGCAAAAAGCGUUGCUUCCAAUUCCAAGAAACCGCCAUCUCUUGCCGGAACAACCAACCGUUCGGAAUAUUCCGGCGACAAAAUCAAGCAUCAUGAUCGCGAACCGCCACACGCAGGUACAAGCUUCUCAAGGAUGUCAUGUGUUAAAACAAAUAAACAAGAAGCUUAGAUCAGAUCAACAUCAAUCACCACCACUACUACCACUACUACUACUAGCUAGCUAGCUAUAUUAAUUAGUAUUAGUCUUAAUUAAUUAGGUGACUCUAUUUAUAUUACUUUGUGUCCAAGUAGUAGAGCUUUGUGUGCGAUGCGAAAUUGCAUGUGUGUUUAUAUCUUUGAUCUUGGCUUGAUGAGUUGCUUUUUCUACCGAGCUAAGUAAUAUAAGUUGUGAAUACAGCUAUAAAAAUAUGGAUAUGUAUAUUUAAUGUAUUAUCUAGCUUCAACUUUUUCUUUC
Messenger RNA from Arachis ipaensis, 658 nucleotides. RefSeq names its product zinc ion-binding protein. Lineage: Eukaryota; Viridiplantae; Streptophyta; Magnoliopsida; Fabales; Fabaceae. The record is from RefSeq and is a predicted model, not a curated record.